Messenger RNA from Pan troglodytes (chimpanzee), 2349 nucleotides. RefSeq names its product paired related homeobox 1 (gene PRRX1). The coding region runs from base 1325 to 1978 and encodes 217 amino acids. Gene Ontology annotation, molecular function: RNA polymerase II cis-regulatory region sequence-specific DNA binding; DNA-binding transcription factor activity, RNA polymerase II-specific. The transcript has 5 exons. Gene Ontology annotation, biological process: regulation of transcription by RNA polymerase II. The record is from RefSeq and is a predicted model, not a curated record. Gene Ontology annotation, cellular component: nucleus. NCBI's taxonomy places the organism in Eukaryota, Metazoa, Chordata, Mammalia, Primates, Hominidae.
GAAGCAAAAUAAUCAGCACGUUUGAAGUGACUGUGAGUUUCAGUUUGUCUUUUCUCCCCGUGAUAUUAUUGCAGGGGAAUGAUAAUUAGACCUUUAGAAAUCCAAAGGGGCUCUCUUGCUCUCUUCCCUCUCUCAUUUCUCUUCUCUCUUUCUCUCUCUCUCUCUCUCCCUUCCUCCCUCCCUCCCUCUCUCCCUCCCUCUCUCUUGCUCCCUCCCUCUCCCUUUCUCUCUAACUCUGAUGUUGGCAAAGGGGGUUUUCUUAAUCAGACUGUUUUUUGGUCCCAGGGAAAGGAGGAAGAAGGAGAUUGUGAUGGAGAAAGGGGGUCUGUGAAACGUCAGGCACAGCACAAAGGCUUUGCCACGUAAUUACAGGCUCCUAUUAAGUCGAGAUCUGCCCUCCCAGGGGUCUCCAAUUUUCUUGUAUUCCCUACAAAGCCUCCUCUGCAUGCCAGUUUGUGCCUUUUGAAGUGCCAGAGAGCUUCUUGAUCCAACUGAGAAGGAAAAAGGAGCCCAGCAAGAAGAGGGGGAGAGAGAGAAGGGAAAGGGGGGAACCCACCAGCACCCUCCGUCGGACUCUUGAAGCCUUUUUUUUUUUAAUUCUUAAUUUUUUUUUUUACUCUUUACAAAAAGUAAAGUGAGAAUCCUGCUCUCUAAUACAUCUGCAAGACAUCACCCUCUCCUCCUGAAACUUUAGUCACUCCUGAGAAUCCACAGGAGUGCAGAGAGGGGGGAACACGUUUUCUUGAAGAUGUUUUAAAGCUGGAACAAGCCUUCUUCUGUUGGUGCUUGAACUCUUGCCUGGGAAUAACUUUUUUAACCUUUAAAAAAACCAUUCACUUUGAUUCUUCUCUCCCACCCCUUCUUCUCUCUUCUUCUGUUUGCCUAACUCCCCCGCCCUGCUGGCCUCCGCUUUCCUCUCUCCCCCUUAUUAUUAUUUUUAGUCUGUGCGUGUGGACACUUUUGGAGAGUUGGAAGGGAUUUUUUUCUCCUGACUUGAACAUAGGGUGACUUUUUAAUAUUGUAUUUUAGUGUGGAUUAUCUCUUUGGACCGCGCCGGACUUGGCCUCAGGAAAGCAACCAAGGCUGCGGAAGGCGGCUGGUGCAGAACGCUCUGCUCUACAGAAGGGGGUCCCCCGCCCUCUAUUCCAAUUUUUUUUUUUUUUGGCCUUCCUCUCCUUCCCUCCCUCUUCCUCCCUCUCUCUCUCUCUCUCUCCACUACCCCCCUCUUUCUUCCCCACUCGGCUCCUCUCCCCCCUCGCGCCCACAGCGUUUGGUGUUGAUUCGAGCGGGAAGAGGGGGGUGGGUGGGAUCGGUGGGGGAGACCAUGACCUCCAGCUACGGGCACGUUCUGGAGCGGCAACCGGCGCUGGGCGGCCGCUUGGACAGCCCGGGCAACCUCGACACCCUGCAGGCGAAAAAGAACUUCUCCGUCAGUCACCUGCUAGACCUGGAGGAAGCCGGGGACAUGGUGGCGGCACAGGCGGAUGAGAACGUGGGCGAGGCUGGCCGGAGCCUGCUGGAGUCGCCGGGACUCACCAGCGGCAGCGACACCCCGCAGCAGGACAAUGACCAGCUGAACUCAGAAGAAAAAAAGAAGAGAAAGCAGCGAAGGAAUAGGACAACCUUCAAUAGCAGCCAGCUGCAGGCUUUGGAGCGUGUCUUUGAGCGGACACACUAUCCUGAUGCUUUUGUGCGAGAAGACCUUGCCCGCCGGGUGAACCUCACCGAGGCGAGAGUGCAGGUGUGGUUUCAGAACCGAAGAGCCAAGUUCCGCAGGAAUGAGAGAGCCAUGCUAGCCAAUAAAAACGCUUCCCUCCUCAAAUCCUACUCAGGAGACGUGACUGCUGUGGAGCAGCCCAUCGUACCUCGUCCUGCUCCGAGACCCACCGAUUAUCUCUCCUGGGGGACAGCGUCUCCGUACAGAUCCUCGUCCCUCCCAAGAUGUUGUUUACACGAGGGGCUUCAUAACGGAUUCUAACGGAAGACACUGAAAAGCGCCAUGGCUACUUAUUCUGCCACAUGUGCCAACAAUAGCCCUGCACAGGGCAUCAACAUGGCCAACAGCAUUGCCAACCUGAGACUGAAGGCCAAGGAAUAUAGUUUACAGAGGAACCAGGUGCCAACAGUCAACUGAGGAAAAAAAAUAAUUAAACAGGCCUAAGAAGAAAUCAAAAACCAUAAGACACCUAUCCCGCUCUGUUAUUUCUUCAUCUGCUGGGGGAAAAAAGUAAAUUACAAACAAACAAACAAAGCAGAACUAAAAUAUUGGGACCAUGGCAGAGAAAAGCAGGAGAGGAGCAAAAUGAAAAUUAGUUAACAAAUGUUCCUCCUCCCUCUGGGAUACCACCA